UUUUUUUUUCCCCUUUGACUCUGGGUCUGCCUGAGUCGAUCCAGCUGAUUUUUGGCUCAACCGUCGAUCAUGGCUUCCGAAGACGUUGUUAUCAAGCAAGGCUGGCUGCUGAAGCGCGGCGAAUACAUCCGCAACUGGCGCCCUCGCUGGUUCCAGCUCAAGUCAGACGGCUCUUUCCGCGGCUUCAAGACUGGUCCGCCUCAACCGGGGGAUGGCCCCGUCAACUUUUUCGACCUGGCUGGCUCCACGCUCGCCAAGACGGACGAUGGCAAGCCCCCAGGCUCCAAGGGCAAGAAGUACGGGUUCAUGAUUCGCUUCAUGCAAAUGACGCGCUUUGUGGAACGUUCCUUCCAUCUUGAAUCAGAGGAAGAGCGUGAUGAAUGGGUCAAGGCCUAUGAAGUGGUCAAGUCCAAGCUGCAAGACACGGUCGCCAAGCGCGUCGAGGCUUCGGGUGGCCAACCCCUGAGCACGCGUGACGUGACGAUUGAUGACUUUGACAUGCUCAAGGUGUUGGGCAAGGGCACAUUCGGCAAGGUCAUGCUGGCCAAGGACAAGUCAGACGGCGAGCUCUACGCCAUCAAGGUUCUCAAGAAGGAAGUCAUUCUUGAGAAGGAAGAAGUCGAGCACACCAUGACUGAGAACACCGUCCUUCAGUCAACGAACCACCCCUUUCUGACGACCUUGAAAUACUCAUUCCAGACCAACGAACUCUUGUGCUUUGUGCUUGAGUACGUCAACGGUGGUGAGCUUUUCUUCCAUCUGAGCCGCGAAAAGGUCUUUGAGGAGGAGCGGGCCCGCUUUUACGCCGCAGAGAUCUGCUUGGCUGUGGGGUACCUGCACGCACACAACAUUAUCUAUCGCGAUCUGAAACUUGAGAACCUUCUCCUGGAUAAGGCCGGCCACAUUAAGAUCACUGAUUUCGGCCUUUGCAAGGAGGAGAUGAGCUACGGCACCACCACAACCACUUUUUGCGGAACUCCUGAGUACUUGGCUCCGGAAAUUCUCGAGGACAACGAUUAUGGCCGUGCUGUUGACUGGUGGGGCCUGGGUGUCGUCAUGUACGAGAUGAUGUGCGGACAUCUUCCCUUUUACAACCGCAACCACGAGGUCCUCUUUGACCUCAUCCUCCACGAAGAAAUUCGCCUGCCCGACAACUUGAGCCCAGCGGCCAAGGACAUUUUGAGCAAGAUGCUGGACAAGAACCCACUGACUCGUCUGGGUGGUGGUCAGCGUGACAUGGAGGAGAUCAAGGAACACCCCUUCUUCGAGAGCAUUGACUGGGAGAAACUGUACAACCGCGAGCUGCCCGUGCCGUUCAAGCCUCAAGUUAAGGACGAAACCGAUGUGAGCAACUUUGACCCCAUGUUCACGGCCGAGCCGGCACAGGUCAGCCCCACCGAAGCCUCCACCCUGAAUGACGAGGCUGCAUUCGCCAACUUCGAGGCCGGACCCAAGGCGUAAUGGUCGGGCACAAACUCGUGGGCCACCACAAGCAUUGUAUGCGCUGCAUAAGUGUGUUCUGCGUUUGCACUUGUGUCUUGUCCAGCCGCUUCAUCUUGAUCAGCCCACUUCACCGCUUAUCGUGUUGAUGAAGGCUUGGUGUUGAGGUGGCUGUGCGCCGUCUUGGCUCAAUUGUUGUUGGUUGGGUUUUUUCUCUACUUUUUAAUGUUCUCUCUUCUUCCUUGUGACAUGUGCUCGUGCAUGAUCUUGUUACUGCUCCUGUCCUAGUUGUUUUAGUCAUUCAUGUUGGAGGCCGAGCUUGUGCUGACCUGUGUCUCUUUUUCUCCUCUGCUUGUGCGCUCUACUCUUAAUCAACACCCUGGGCAUUCAGGUGGCUGCGCUG
Monosiga brevicollis MX1 is the source of this 1843-nucleotide messenger RNA. RefSeq lists its product as uncharacterized. The transcript has 10 exons. Gene Ontology annotation, biological process: protein phosphorylation. The record is from RefSeq and is a predicted model, not a curated record. Gene Ontology annotation, molecular function: ATP binding; protein serine/threonine kinase activity. The coding region runs from base 70 to 1461 and encodes 463 amino acids. Lineage: Eukaryota; Choanoflagellata; Craspedida; Salpingoecidae.